AUGGUCGAGACCGGCGGCAUCUUGGCGGGCUUCCUACCAGCGCUGACCGAGCAGAUCUCCGAAAGCGUCGUGGAAGCUACCGGGGAAGUGGAAAAUGCCCUCCAUAAGAGACUGGAUUCCACAGGUAGUAAGAAGCAGCAAGCAAGACAGCUGAAUGCCGUCGCAAAGGGAUCUGGGAAGUACAUGUCCAAAGUACAUCGCGCGUUUGAAAAGAAUUUCGACAAAUUCGAGCUUUAUGUACGACGCAACAUUGUGUCGGUACCUGACGCUCUGGCCGAUGAGGUAGCUCAGAUUCGAGCUGAGAAGCAGAAGACAGACGGGGAUAAAGACAAUGUAGCCGCACAAGAAGCAGAAGAUAUGGCGUUAUUGACAAGGGAAGAGAGGGAGGAACGAACAUUGGACAAUCAGUUGGAAGCGUUGCGUCUAAAACUGCGGGAGUUGACAGCAUCAAACCAGCAAUUAGAGAUGGAAAAGAAGGCGCUGGAUCUACGCGCACAACGUUUCCAAGGUCUCGUAUCACAGUUAGCUUUUCUGGACGACGUCCCAGAGCGAACAAUUUCUCCAUUGAAGCGCACAGCGGAACACAUUUCCGCUCUCCAGGACGCAUUUUUGAGGAUGGAUAGUAUUCAGGCAGCACUAGAAGAGGACUCGCGACAGUUUAAAAAAUCGAAAGUGGCUACUCGCGGCAGCUUCCGGAAACUACGCAAGCAGUUUACAGCAAGAACAGCCGAGAUGACGUACAGAACGACCGAAGAUCUGGAAGAGCUGCACUCCAAACUGCCGACCUCGUAA
This is a messenger RNA of Phytophthora infestans T30-4, 792 nucleotides long. RefSeq lists its product as uncharacterized. The transcript has 4 exons. The record is from RefSeq and is a predicted model, not a curated record. NCBI's taxonomy places the organism in Eukaryota, Oomycota, Peronosporomycetes, Peronosporales, Peronosporaceae. Gene Ontology annotation, biological process: protein localization to kinetochore; mitotic cell cycle; kinetochore assembly. Bases 1 to 792 code for a protein of 263 amino acids. Gene Ontology annotation, cellular component: nucleus; chromosome, centromeric region.